Messenger RNA from Myotis brandtii (Brandt's bat), 1841 nucleotides. It is a transcript of the gene SPATA2L, whose product is annotated as spermatogenesis associated 2-like. NCBI's taxonomy places the organism in Eukaryota, Metazoa, Chordata, Mammalia, Chiroptera, Vespertilionidae. The transcript has 2 exons. The annotation marks the transcript as partial. Gene Ontology annotation, cellular component: cytoplasm. The record is from RefSeq and is a predicted model, not a curated record.
GCCCGCGCCUUCGAGCUGCUGGAGCUGGCGGCCGUGCACCUGUACCUGCUGCCCUGGAGGAAGGAGUUCACCACCAUCAAGACCUUCUCAGGGGGCUACGUGCACGUGCUGAAGGGUGCGCUGUCCGAGGACCUCCUCAUCCAGAGCUUCCAGAAGAUGGGCUACGUGCCCAGGGACGACCACUGCCUCACGGUGGCUGCCCUGCCCCCUGCCCACCAGCUGGUGCAGGUGGCCCUGGGCUGCUUCGCCCUGCGGCUCGAGUGUGAGAUCCUGGGCGAGGUGCUGGCACAGCUGGGCACCAGUGUGCUGCCGGCCGAGGAGCUGCUGCAGGCACGGAGGGCCAGCGGGGACGUGGCCUCCUGCGUGGCCUGGCUGCAGCAGCGGCUGGCCCGGGAAGAGGAGCCGCCGCCCCUGCCCCCCCGGGGCUCCCCUGCCGUCUUCCGGGCCCAGCUGGACCUGUACCGGGACCUGCAGGAGGAUUCGGACUCGGACUCAGACGACGCCAGCCUGUACGGAGGGCCCUCUCCAGGCCCAGGCUCCCCCUCCGUGGAGCCGGCCUACCGGCCGCUGCCUUGGGAGCAGAGUGCCAAACUGUGGGGCCCUCAGGGGGAGGCCUGGGAGCCCAUGGAGGAGGGGGAGGCACUGCAGCGGGUCAGCAGUCCGCCCCGCAGUCCGCCCUACGGGGCCCUGGAGGAGGAAGAGCCGGAGCCCGAGGCCUUCUCUUUCCUUUCCCUGCGCCGAGAGCUGCUGAGUCGGCCCGGGGACCUGGCUGCUCCCCCAGCCCCUGGGAGCCCCAGCCCCCAGCACGUGCAGAGGCCCAUCGCCGAGCCCCCUGGCUACCAGGUGCACAGCUGCCUGGCCCCUGGGGUCCUGCCCACGCGCUGCUGCGACACAUGCCGCCAGCUGCACACUGCCCACUGCGCGGCCCUGCCCGCCUGCCGUCUGGGCCACGAGCUCCGCGCACUGCUUGGCGACGCCCACCAGCGCCUGUGGCUGCAGCGCGCAGAGGUGGACACCCUGCUCUACGACAGCCCUGGGGCCCGGCCUUAGGCCCAGCCAGGCCCCUGGUCAAGGGCUUCCCCAGUGUUUCCGUGGUGCUUCUCUGCCCUUGUCCCUUCUCAGCCUCGGCCACUGCUGCCCUGGACAGAAGAGCCCAGGCUCCACAGGUGGACGGGGUCUUGCCUCCCAUGGAACGUUCCCCUUACCCAGACCCACCCUCAGACCCAUGCCUGACCGUGCUGCGUGGAAGGGCCUAGCCCACAUGACCGAGUCAAGGCACCCGGGCCUGUCCCCAUGAAGGACCGCCCCCUCCCCACUGUGGGCCCCAUGGUCCGCCUGGAGCCCGAUGCUCCCUGCAGUUCCCAUUUGGGACAUGUUGCCUCCCUCCAGGUGUCCGGGGGGCACCCCACCCAGGUGUCCAGAGGGCUCUGCCAGGUGCGUGGCUGACCGGGCUGUGGAGACCUGGCCCCUCACUGGGUGUCACAGGCCAGCACUGGCUGGACAUGUGCCCUGGUCAUAGCUGUGCAGGAAGCUGGGUCAUGGAUGGAGGAGAGAUGAUCUGAUCUCAAACUGGAGAGGCGGUGCCCGAGCUCUGGAGAGCAGGCAGCAGCAGGCGGGGCCGAUGGAGCCUGGACCGGCUGUCAGUCACUUCUGGGCACAGCCCCCAGGCUUCCCAUGAAGCCCACCCCAGGCCCAAUGGUAAACAUCUGUGCCUGCCACAGCCCUCGGUGCAGGUGCCACCCCCUGUGCAGCCUCUCCUUACCGGCCCCCGUCCGCCCCACCCCUUUCCCAGUACUUGUCAUAGGACAGAACCUCCACACAUUAAAGGACACAGAACUGCC